Molecule: messenger RNA, 1739 nt
Organism: Phlebotomus papatasi
Lineage: Eukaryota; Metazoa; Arthropoda; Insecta; Diptera; Psychodidae
Product: lachesin-like
Exons: 3
Coding region: 78-1427 (449 amino acids)
Biological process (GO): cell-cell adhesion
Cellular component (GO): cell-cell junction
Molecular function (GO): cell adhesion molecule binding
Source: RefSeq, a predicted model, not a curated record
UCAGUUAAUUCAAUUGAGUGAGGUCUUCUGGGCGUUGCUGAUCAAUUUUUCUGUGAAGAGAUAUUGGCAUCAGCAAGAUGUUGUUCCAUCUGACUGUCUUUCUAAAUUUUGUCCUGAUUUGCUGGAGUCAAACAAUCCCAAUAAUCUCUUACAUUUCUAAAGAUCAAGAGGUCAAUCUUGGAGAUACCCUUGACCUUCAGUGCAGUGCUAAAAAUGCCAAGGAUUAUAUUGUGUUUUGGCAGAAAGUGAAUCCCUCCGAACAACUCAUCUCAGGCAAAGAACUCUUAAUUGUCAGAGAUCCCAGGAUUACUAUCUACUACCAUUAUGAUGAUGAUGCAUGGGCAACGAUUGAAAUCAAAGACGUUACGGAAAAUCAUGCAGGAAUUUACAAAUGUUCAAUUUCUUCUGAGAAUACUCCCUCGGCAACUGUGGAACUUAGAGUGCGCAUUCCUCCUGAAAUCACGGAUAAUUCCACCAACUCUGUUAUUGCUAUCGAAGGAGAAUCUGUUGAAUUGAAAUGCUUUGCAAUGGGAUACCCACAGCCCAGAAUUUUCUGGCGCCGUGAGGACAAUGCAGUUUUACCUACAGAAGAAAGAUUUCAUCAUGGGAACGUUCUGAAAAUUAGUUCUGUGCGCAAGGAAGACCGUGGAACAUAUUUUUGCGUAGCUGAAAAUCUGGCAGGAAAAGUUAGACGAAGUGUUCAAGUAGAAGUGCUAUUUUCACCCUUGAUAACCGUUGAACAGGAACGUGUUGGUCAGGUACUUCAAUCCGAUGUGGAGCUCCAAUGCCAUAUUCAAGCCUCUCCACGAGCUGAGAUUGAGUGGAUGAAAGAUGGGAAUCUUGUGUACAACAAUAUGUACACCAGAAUCCUUUUCAAUUACACUGAGGAUGGUUCUGUAAACACCACUCUCAAAAUUAUGAAAAUUGAGAAGAGACACUUCGGAAAUUACAGCUGCAAAGCAGCCAAUUCUCUGGGCAGUAAUCUAAAAACUAUCAAUCUCUAUGAGACAGAUCACCUUGAAUCCUCUGAAAAAUGUGCAAAUAAAUCAGCACCGGAGAUCACAGGAAUAACAGAAGAACAAGUAGUUAUAAAAGUGGGAGGCAUGAUCAAGCUUCAAUGUUCUUCACAAUAUUCUCAUAAUGUUGUAGUGAUUUGGUCAAAAUUAUCAGUUACUUCCACUUCGCCACUUAACAAAUUAGAUUUUAUCAUUUCAUCUGGAAAUGUUCUUAUUGCCAAGGAUGAUCGAAUUUCUCUCAAUCACAACCAAACAUUUAACAGCAAUUCUCCUUUGCAACACUCAACAACAUCAACUCUUCAGAUCAAGAAUGCCCAAGAAACUGAUUCUGGGAAAUAUCAGUGCUUAAUUGCAUCUCCUGGUGGCAUUCCAGUUACCAGAGAUGUUAAGGUGAAAGUUAAUCCAGCUUAAGCGAAAAAUAAUCAUUUGGUAUGGAUUUUAAAAAUAGAGUUUUAAUCCAAAUAUAAAUCAGAAGAAAAACCUUCCGAAUAUCGUAACGUAAAUAGUUGAUCGUGCUAUAUUUAGCAAAAGAAAAUUGUGUCUCUAAGUUUUCAAGAUCACUCUGUUCGAGUGAACUUAGUGUAUUUCAAAAAUUAUUUUCCCUACCUCUACCUCAUAGAAUGUUUCAUAAGAUUUUAAAUGUUGAAGUAAAAGUUAAUAAAAUUACUAUUUUCAUAGAAUGUAUUUUACUGCUUUUUUUUUUUUAAUAAAAAUUGCAACAAA